This is a messenger RNA of Colletotrichum navitas, 1858 nucleotides long. Its product is annotated as FAD binding domain-containing protein. Gene Ontology annotation, molecular function: monooxygenase activity; FAD binding. The coding region runs from base 237 to 1670 and encodes 477 amino acids. NCBI's taxonomy places the organism in Eukaryota, Fungi, Ascomycota, Sordariomycetes, Glomerellales, Glomerellaceae. The transcript has 2 exons. The record is from RefSeq and is a predicted model, not a curated record.
GAUGGUAUGCAUAUGCUGGAUAAUGUUUGCCUUCAUUGGAGAGGGCUUUGUAUACAAGCCGCAUCCCACGCUGGCGCGUGCGGAGUAGACGAACCGAGCAGCAUUUUAGGUUCAAUCGCGGCGUUCAUUGCCAAUCAUAUCAUCACAUGCUUUGGCUGGACAGACCAGAAGGUCACAGACUGUCUAUUUGCUAAUCGCACGUCACAAUCUCAAGUACCCCUCGCAAGACGAACAUCAUGCAAACGAGAGACUCCAGAACCUAUGUGAUCCAGGAGAGAAGGCAGCGAGACGCAGACAGCAAGCUGCAUGUAAUCAUUGUCGGGGCCGGAUUAGGCGGACUUGGUGCCGCCAUCUCAACACUUCUCGCCGGACAUGACGUGACAGUCUUAGAAGCUGCCUCCAAUAUCGGAGAAGUCGGAGCCGGCAUCCAAGUCCUACCGAACGCGGCGCGGAUUCUCUUUUCCUGGGGUCUGGAGGAGAAGCUCGAGAAGUUCGCCACAAAACCCCAAAAAUGCAACUUCAUCGGCUGGAAGGGCAACUUCUUGUCCGACAUGGACUAUCACGCUUACACCGCUGCUGCGGGAGGCUUCCCAUUCUGGGACUUUCAUCGCUCCGACCUGCAUCGGUGCCUUCUCGAGCGGGCAGUCGAGCUCGGCGCCAAACUCGAAACCGGCGCCAAGGUCGACACGUUCACAGUCUCUCCAGACAACGCAACAGCGACGGUUUUCCUCGCCGACGGACGCAGAAUGUCUGCAGAUCUUGUCGUGGGGGCCGACGGCAUCAACUCGAAGCUGAGGGAAGAGUUCCUAUGCAGGCCGGAUCCGCCCCAGCUGACGGGAGAUCUGGCCUAUCGCCUCCUCCUGAACACUUCCGACAUGCUCAACGAUCCGGAACUGCGGAGCUUUGUAGAGAAUCCCCAGGUCAACUACUGGGUGGGCCCGGACAAGCACGCCGUCAACUACGUGCUCAAGGGCGGCAAGCUGUUCAACAUGGUUCUGCUUGUGCCGGAUGACAUGCCGAUCGACGGCGGCAACACCUUGCAAGGAGACAUCGAGGAGAUGAGGGGCCAUUUUGAGGGAUGGGACACAAGGAUCAGCAAGAUGCUGCAGAUGUGCGACGAGGUCCUCAAAUGGCGCCUCUGCAUCCGGCCUGGCCUGGAACCGACCUGGUCGCACCCAUCUGGCGCCUUCACGAUGCUCGGGGACGCUGUGCACGCCACUCUGCCGUAUCUUGCCAGCGGGGCCGGGAUGGCGCUCGAAGACGGCGGGGUCCUUGGUUUGUGUCUUGCACGGCUUACCGACAAGUCGCAGUCAUCAAAGCAGAAGGCCCUGAAGAUCUACGAAGACUGCCGCAGAGAGAGAACGGAAAGGGUCGUCCGCCGCGGUACCUACAACCAACGGAUGUAUCACCUUCACGAUGGUAAGGAACAGGUUGAGCGGGAUGAGAAGUUUAAGCGUUUUGGAGAAAUGGACGAGAAGUGGUUGAACGAAGACUCGCCUGUUUUGCCCGAGUCCCAGGAAACUGGGGAUGAUCCCUUUCCCUGGAGAUAUCAUGGCGUAGCAAGAUGGUUGUUGACGUAUGAUAUGUGGAAGGACGUUGAGUCAAAAUGGCCGUCAACUCCUACAGCCUUCUCGUCUCAAGACUGCCAAGUUCCCCGGGCAAGUUUAUAGAUACUUGGUCGAUGUAUACCGUCUCUGUUCUCAUUCAAAGUUUGGUUCUACUCUAUGUAUGACAAUGCACUCAAUCUUCUGAGUGAAAAGAAAAACAAAAAACAAAAAAAAAGCGAGAUGCUCUUUAUCAAAUAAGAUUGCGAUCUACACAUUAUGGAAACAUCUCUGAACCUUAUUAGUAAUUGCUG